AUGGAAUCAGCUAUUAAAAAACUUCAAUGUCAUUUAUCAACAUUAGGAGAUGAAAAAUGGUUAAUACUUGAACAAGUAUUCAAAUCAGCUUUACAUUGUUCAAAAAAAUCAAUGGCUUAUCAAUGUCUUGAACAAAUAGAAAAAAAAUUCCAAAAAACAAGUCCUCUCUUAAUAACAUUAAGUGCGAUGUAUUUUGAAUCAAUUGGAGAUUUUGAAAAAGCUGAAAAAAUUAGUUCAACACUAAUAGAAGAAAAUGAAAUAAAUGACAUUAAAAAGUUUCUUGGUUUAACUAAUUAUUUACUUCAUAUUUGUAGAAAAUCACACGAUCUUCCUUUAACUUGUGUAAAACUUUUUGAAGGUUAUUGUCGAAAAAUUACAAAAGAUAUCAACAAUGACAAUUCUUUAUGA
Molecule: messenger RNA, 408 nt
Organism: Rotaria sordida
Lineage: Eukaryota; Metazoa; Rotifera; Eurotatoria; Philodinida; Philodinidae
Source: the annotation of a GenBank genome assembly